UCAGGAAGCACGUUUCCUUUUAAAAGACAGCCGGGAAACUCGCAACCAAAACAAACGUCAUUUUGUACUGGUAUUUUAUACUAUUGUCACAAACGCUUGAAAAACGCUAAACAGAGAAAACGCUAUGAACAUGGACACGAUGCUUUACGUAGAUCAGGAGAAUGGCAGACUGACUACUCCAGCCAUCAAAUCUCGCCAGAAAAGACUGCAUUCAGCACCAGAUCAGUGCUUGAGAACACCUCUGACGGGAAAGACACAUCUCUGUACUCCCCUGCAAUCAAACCGGACAGCUUUAGGUGCUGUAAAUAAGAUUCUUACCACUUCAGCAACUUCUAAAAAAACAGAGGAGAAAGUGAAACCUGCUGAAAAAAAUAAGUGCAGUGUGCCAUCUCAGCCUGCAGAUGCAGAAUACCCGGAGAUUGAGAAGUUCUUCCCAUACAAUCCAAGCGAGUUUGAGACAUACAGCGUUCCGGAUGAAGUCUGCCUCAGUCGUUUUUCUCUUGCUGGUCUGGCAAAACUGCAAAGGCCACCAGCCCCACCUGUGGAAGAGUUGCUUAUGCUGGAUCCAUGUUUGCCAUUUUCACCUUUAAAGAUGCCCAAAGAAACUGAAUACGUGGAUGAAAUGAAGGCUUUCCUACAGACGAUUGAUGAGCUGACCAUUGACCUGCCACCUGAAGCUGAAUUCUAAAUGAAUUUUGUGACACUUUUUUUUUAAACGUUUUAAUAAAGUUUCCGUUGUUUUAAAGCAGCUGUUCUGAUUUCUGAAAACGUAUAGGCCUGGUUUCACAGACAAGGCUUGGCUAAAGCCAGGACUAAGCCUUCAUUAAAUUAUGCUAUAAGCAUAUACAUGCCUUAAAGUGCCAUAGAUCUUUUUCUAAUGUCAGUGGAAGUGUUUUCAUUUGAGACCACACAAACAUGUCUUAGUCUAGGACCAGCCUUAAGCCUUGUCUGUGAAACUGGGGGUUAGUGUCUUUUAAAUAAAAAUGUAUAACUUU
This is a messenger RNA of Paramisgurnus dabryanus, 995 nucleotides long. RefSeq names its product PTTG1 regulator of sister chromatid separation, securin (gene pttg1). Lineage: Eukaryota; Metazoa; Chordata; Actinopteri; Cypriniformes; Cobitidae. The record is from RefSeq and is a predicted model, not a curated record. Gene Ontology annotation, biological process: homologous chromosome segregation; chromosome organization. Gene Ontology annotation, cellular component: cytoplasm; nucleus.